Messenger RNA from Trichosurus vulpecula (common brushtail), 3064 nucleotides. It is a transcript of the gene MRGPRE, whose product is annotated as MAS related GPR family member E. The record is from RefSeq and is a predicted model, not a curated record. Lineage: Eukaryota; Metazoa; Chordata; Mammalia; Diprotodontia; Phalangeridae. The transcript has 3 exons. Gene Ontology annotation, molecular function: G protein-coupled receptor activity. Gene Ontology annotation, biological process: G protein-coupled receptor signaling pathway. Gene Ontology annotation, cellular component: membrane. Bases 93 to 1184 code for a protein of 363 amino acids.
GCCAUCGCUCGCUGGGCCGGGAAGGAGGCGCCUGCAGCUGGAACUCCCAGUGAGAGCCGGCAGUUCAAAGCCCCCUGCACCCAGGAAGGUGGAUGGAGCCCAAGCCAGAGCUGGGUGCUGCCCGAAGCCACUGGGCUGACAGAAGAGGCUCCCUAGGAUCCUCGACUGCCCAAGGGGGACGUUGGGUGGCAGCAGAGUCUCAAAGAGGAUUCCUGAGCAUGGAUGCAGGUGCUGAAGAACAGGCUUCCGUGUUCUCAGCCUGGGAUCGUGGCAAUGGUAACUGGACUGAGGCCAUCAAGGAUGAGGGGCUAGUCUUCAGCAUUAUCAUCCUUGCCCUGACAGAGGUUGUGGGGCUGGUGGGGCUGGCCGGCAAUGGCAUCGUCCUGUGGCUCCUAAGCAGCCGAAUCCAUCGGAACAACUUCUCCAUCUACCUCCUCGACUUGGCCAGCGCUGACUUCCUCUUCCUUUGCUGCCACUUGGUGAUCGUCAUUCCCGAAACUCUCCAGCACCACUUCAGCUUCCCCCAUUACGUCUAUGACAGCCUCCUGGCCCUGAGGUUCUUCUUCUACACGGUGGGUCUGAGCCUCUUGGCGGCCAUCAGCACCGAACAGUGUGCCGCCACGCUCUGGCCCACAUGCUACAGCCACCGGCGGCCCCCACACACAUCAGCCAUCGUGUGUGCCCUGCUCUGGGCCCUCUGCCUCCUGCUGCACUUUCUGUCUUACGGUACCUGCGGAGAGCUGUCCGGGGGCAACUCGGGGACAGUGUGCCGCCAGAUUGGCUUGGCCCGAGUGGGCUUGCUCUUCCUCCUCUUGACCACAAUGUGUGUGUCCAGUCUGAUCCUGCUCGUCAGGGUGGAGUGUGGUUCCCAGCGCCACUGGCCCCAGAAGUUCUACCUGAUUAUUCUGUUCACUGUCCUCACAUUCCUCUUCUGUGGCCUUCCCUUCGGCAUCUACAGGCUCUCCCUAAAUUGGCUGGUCACCCCUGCCUACUACUACUGCCUCAGUAUUCUGAUGGCCUGUGUGAAUGGCUCAGCCAAGCCACUCAUCUACUUCUGUGCAGGCAGCCUCAGGCAACGAAGAUUCCGGGAGCCCCUCAAGGCUGUUCUCCUGAGGGCGCUGGGGGAUGAGGAAGAGCUGGGGGAGGGAGGAGAGAUGCUAGAUACAGGGCCCGUGGAGAUCUAGGCCUCAGCCCACGGGGGCACCCCACAGGAAGCCUGCUCCAUUUCCCUCAGCCCAGAUCCAGCUGCAGCACUCCCCUGCCCCUGCCAAUGAGACAGAUUGCUAUCCUAACUUGUUUCCCAAAAUCUUUUCUUCCGGGGUGGGAAUAUCCACCAGACUCGGGUCCCAGGAUUUCUUGGAGUAGCCAGAGCCUGGACUGGUUUACUGCACAUAGAGGCUUUAAUUCAGUAUAACCCUCCUGCCCCUUGGCUAGGUAAAGGGAAGGUGAGACUUCCCCAUCGCCUGUCAUGGGAAUCCAAAUGCAUUUCUUAUUAAGACUGGGUGCCUGAAACCACAGUGUUGAAAUGUAGAGGUUGCUGAAAGCAUUUGAACUCCUUUGUCAGGGAAAAACAACUGAGCUGAGUACCUGGUUAGCAGGAAUCACUAGCCUCAGACACCUUCCCCUCUCUAGCCCAGCCGUGCUCCAAGUGAGCUUCUGGCACCUACCUCUCUGGACUCCAAGGUUCCCUCCCCUUCAUCCCCGCCAUGAGGUGCUGGCCAGGGUCCUGAUAUUCAGAAGGCCAGUGUCUCUCCCCACAAUCCUUCCUGUCCCCCAGGGCUGAGAAGCUGUGCUUUUCCUGUCCUGUGUAGACAAGCUCACCACAGACUUGUGCUCCUUGUAUCCCCCAGCCACCCAAGUCAAGCUACAAUUGCCCGGGAGUGAGUAGAUGGGAUUUUUACAUUACAGGUUCAUAUGCCUGACUUCUUACUGAGGACCAGAAAACUGAUCACAGAACGUAGAGGGCUCAUUAAGAAAUCUUGCCGACAAAGGAGGAGCGAGAGCAAUCUCAUCUAGAUGGUGAUGGUUGGCAGGGUGGAUAAAUCAUCUGGCAGGUCCUGGAGCCACUGUGAUAUCCAAUCUAAGGCACAAAGAUUCAAAGGUGAAGAAAGAAAGAAUUGAGAGCACACCCAGCCUCCGAGGACCCUUUCCAGCCCAUCCCUAAAGAGAUGCCCCCUCUCCCACCCCACUGCCAUGGCUGGCGGCCUGUGCUUCAAGAUUCGGGGUGAGGUCACUGCCUUUCCAGGUGGCACUUCCUGUGGCUCUUCUGGCUGGAAUUUCAGGCCAAACCUGAUGCUCUUUAACUUGGGGUCAGAGAUUUAGAGGUGGAGGGGACUUGUGAGGCCACCCAGCCUUAAAGGGAACCGAGGCUCCAGAAGCCUGCCAAUAGUCAACAAGCAAUGAUUAAGGUCUUACUUUGUACCAGGCACUCAGGUGAUUUCCCCAUGGUCUCACCACUCAUUGAGUAGUGUCAGAAGCACUUACCUUGCUUUUCUGACUCUCUACCACACUGCAAUGAGCUGGAGAUGAUCCUUCCAAAGACUGGCCCUGGACUUGAGUUGCCCAGGCUCAGCUAAGUUCUUAUCACUUCCAGUGCAUGAAUGGAAUGCCUGGGUUCUCCAUCCCCUCCACACCAAGGCAGUUCACUGACUUGAGAGGGAGGCAACAAGAACCACUUUUUCUAUCUCUGUUGCUACAGACAGAUUCCAGGAAUUGACUGAUAAGGUCCUGUGAUCCUACACAGGGCAUGGGAAUUUCCAGAAAAUAGCAUCAGGGAGAGAUGGGACCACAGUAGGGGCAGCCUGCCAAAAAUGAGGCCCAAGAGUCUCGGGCCAAAGAAAUUAAAAGAUGUUUUAGGACUUUCAUGGUUCCUUUAUCCAAAUCACCAAUAAAAACUUUCAAAUGGCACAGGGUCAAACAGAUGCCUGAGACACUCCACAGAGACCUCCAUCCAAGUGUUAAUGACGGCUUCUUGAGUCUGGCCGUCCAACCAGUCCUGAAUGCACCUAAUCACAUAAUGCUUUGCUUACAACCCUUCUUCAUUUCCAUAAGAAGAGCAUGAGAG